Messenger RNA from Vigna angularis (adzuki bean), 819 nucleotides. RefSeq lists its product as uncharacterized. NCBI's taxonomy places the organism in Eukaryota, Viridiplantae, Streptophyta, Magnoliopsida, Fabales, Fabaceae. The coding region runs from base 119 to 343 and encodes 74 amino acids. The record is from RefSeq and is a predicted model, not a curated record. The transcript has 4 exons.
UCAAGUUUUUCUUCCCCUUUCAUUCUUGCAUUGUCCAACCCUGACCAUUCCUGCACUCCCUGCCGUUCCAACGUUAUUUUCCAUUUCUUUUCGCUUCCUUCUCUAGGAAAAAUAAAAAAUGUUGAAAAUGAAGUUUCUUGAUUGGUACUUGAAGAUUGGGUUUGUAUCUGCUUUGAUCGGGGCUUCAAUGGAGGUGUUCAUGAUCAAAACUGGCUUCUAUGACAAAGUAACUGUUUUGGAGUCAGAAAAGCGUGCUUGGGAGAACUCCCCGGAUGCUCAGGCUAUUAGAGAAGCUCUCAACCCCUGGAGACAUAUUGAUGCCGAAGAAACAAAAAAGUCCUGACUCAAAUAAAUGCUUUGAAUUGGGUAUCACAUUAUACUCCAUGUGAUUAGGAUGAUAUGUGGAUUGCAUAACAAAGAACCGCUACAAGACGAACAUAAGCGAUGUCAUUGUAAAGAAGCAAAACAAUGACUUUCUAAAACCAACCUUGAAUGAAGAAGGCCCAUUUCUCUCAGCCAUUAUUCACCACUAUUUCAGCACUUCACACCGCCAUGCCCUCCUCUAUUUAACACAAUCAUAAGCAUUGUUAAUUGCACAAACACCACAAAGGGAAAGAAGGAUGACCAUACACAUCAAUUCAAUAUGAACCUCUACAAGUGAAUAGUUUUAAAGAUUACAUUAAUAGCACAAUUCACCAUUCAUUGAAAUUAUCAACCAUAAACAUGAUGAAUGCUUACUAUACUCAGAUAAACAUUGUGCCAUAUUUGCAACCCAAUUGAAAAUGAGAAAUAAGGAGAUCCACCAAGCUUAACAUUUGU